Ogataea angusta is the source of this 1104-nucleotide messenger RNA. RefSeq lists its product as uncharacterized. Lineage: Eukaryota; Fungi; Ascomycota; Pichiomycetes; Pichiales; Pichiaceae. The record is from RefSeq and is a predicted model, not a curated record. Gene Ontology annotation, molecular function: RNA polymerase II transcription regulatory region sequence-specific DNA binding; DNA-binding transcription factor activity. Gene Ontology annotation, cellular component: nucleus. Gene Ontology annotation, biological process: cellular response to starvation; regulation of DNA-templated transcription. The transcript is spliced from 2 exons. The coding region runs from base 1 to 1104 and encodes 367 amino acids.
AUGACCAAACGUCUGCCCCUCGAGGUCAAGCUCUCGCGCAAGGCCACGCGCCGCGGGCUCGCAGACUCGUGCCGGGACUCGGUGCGCAAGAAAAAAAGCGUCUACAGAGAUGGCUCGCGCACGCAGUCGAGCAGGAACUCGUCUGUGGCGUCGCAGGACCCGCCACUCGAAAGGCUCGGCUCGCUGCCCUUCGUGUUUGCCCCGGACCCGCGCAACUUCGAGUCGACGAUGGCCAACGACGAGUACGCGCAGCUGACCGACCUGCUCAACACGAACCCGCCCUCGCCCACGGACGAUUUUGUCGACUUCGAGGAGGACAAGGAGUUCCGGCCGUUCAUCGAGAUCGACAUCGAGAGCCUGACGAUGCGGUCGUCGUACCCGAACAAUGAGACGCCCAACUCGUACGUGUACAACGAGUGGCACUCGGCGAUGCCGAACCUUGCCCGCGAGGUGCCCGCGGUGCCCGAGCAGGACGAAUUCUACGUUGCGCCGAUCCUGGUGCGCCAGCACGUCAAGCACCCGGACGAUAUUUAUUUGACCCAGCUGAUCAAGCCGUACCGGUACCCGCGCGCGUACCACGCGCUGAUCUCGUACUUGAAGCGGCGGUUCAGCAAGGGCCAGCUGAUCGAGAUCGCCAAGUGCAUGGCCAAGUACCGGCCGUCGUUCAUUUCUGCUACCAAGUCGCUGCACGAGAACGAUUUGCUGUUCACAGAGCACUCGUUCCAGCGGUCGCUGCUGGAAUACGAGCAUCUGAUCGCGCUGUCGCCGUCGCCGAUCGCGAUCUGGCGCCGCACGGGCGAGAUCGUCGCGCUCACAGACACGUUUGCCGUCAUGACGGGCUACUCGCGCAAGGCGCUGCUGUCGAAGCGCACCUUCAUAGUCGAGCUGAUGGACGACGAGAGCACGAUCAAGUACUUCCGCAGCUUCAGCGAGCUGGCGUUCGGCGACCUCAACGCCACGUACCUCACCGACUGCAACCUGCGCAAGGCCGAGGACCGCAACUACCUGCGCUGCUGCUGCAUCUGGACCAUCAAGCGCGACGUGUUCGACAUCCCGAUGCUCAUUGUCGGGCAGUUUCUACCGGUCUUGGACAGGGUUUCAUAG